Messenger RNA from Manihot esculenta (cassava), 1757 nucleotides. Its product is annotated as protein Brevis radix-like 2. The record is from RefSeq and is a predicted model, not a curated record. The coding region runs from base 455 to 1564 and encodes 369 amino acids. The transcript has 6 exons. NCBI's taxonomy places the organism in Eukaryota, Viridiplantae, Streptophyta, Magnoliopsida, Malpighiales, Euphorbiaceae.
AGAGGGAAGUCCUUUAUGGUGAACCAAACGCAGCCUUAGCUUUGCCAUUUGCACAUUCGGUUCUCCCUUGAGAGUCUCAGAAGGAGAAGAGAGAAUGUGUUGUUUAUUUUGUUGAGCGUGAUCCUGUAAGAGAGAGAAGAGAAGAGAAGGAGAUGAGAGUUUAUUACAUAUAAUAUAUUUCUUAGCUGUUACUCUUUCUAACUGGCACUUAAGUUUUAAUCCGUAAUACUCUCACAAAUCUCCUCAACCCACGUCCUCAUUCCUCCAUUAACGCUCACUUAAAUCUCUCUCUCUCAUUUAUAGCUAUGUAAAUAUACACAGUCCCCACUCCUUAAAGUCUCUCUGUUUCUCUUCUCUCGCUAUGCUGGGAUCUCAAUUUGAAACUGCACUUUGAAGCUGAAAGGAGCUUACCCUUCUCGCAACUCUUUCCAAUAUUGGAGCUUGGGAGUUCGGGAUGUUGACGUGUAUUGCCUGUUCAAAGCAGCUCAAUAAUGGAUCUAUGCACCAAAGAGAGAGGGAAGAUGAUGAUGUUAUGGAGACUCCCAGGACUAAGCAGGCCAUCAAGGCCAUUACUGCUCAGAUAAAGGACAUGGCACUAAAGGCAUCAGGAGCAUAUAGAAACUGCAAGCCUUGUUCUGGACCGUCAAACAAUAACCACAAUGGGAGUUAUGCUGAUUCUGAUGCUGCAUCGGAGUCAGCAAGGUUUCACUGCGCAUAUCGUAGGACAGGGAGCUCUAAUUCAACCCCAAGAAUCUGGGGGAAAGAGAUGGAGGCAAGACUGAAAGGGCUGUCAAGUGGUGAAGGAACACCUGCGUCAGUGAGUGGGAGAACGGAGUCUGUGGUGUUUAUGGAGGAAGAUGAACCCAAGGAAUGGGUUGCACAAGUAGAACCUGGUGUGCUGAUCACCUUUGUUUCUUUGCCUCAGGGUGGCAAUGAUCUCAAACGGAUUCGAUUCAGCCGUGAAAUGUUCAACAAAUGGCAAGCUCAAAGAUGGUGGGCAGAGAACUAUGACAAGGUUAUGGAACUAUAUAAUGUUCGACGGUUCAAUCAGCAAGCAGUCCCACUUCCUACUCCACCACGAUCUGAAGACGAGAGCUCAAAGCCCGAGUCGGCCAAGGACAGCCCUGUGACUCCACCACUAGGCAAAGAACGCCCUCGCAAUUUCUACCGGCCUACAGGAAAGGGAUAUUCUUCAUCAGAUUCACUUGACCACCAUCCAAUGCAGUCCCGCAAAUAUUGUGACUCUGCAGUUCUUGCUUCUACUCCAAAGCUUUCAAGCAUCAGUGGGGCCAAGACAGAGGCAUCAUCAGUAGGGGGUUCUGCUAGGACUAGCUCAUCAAGAGAGGUAGAUCACUCAGGAGAGCUUUCUAUCAGUAAUGCAAGUGACAUGGAGACUGAAUGGGUUGAGCAGGAUGAACCAGGAGUGUACAUCACAAUUAGAGCAUUGCCAGGUGGCACACGAGAACUUAGACGUGUCAGAUUCAGCCGGGAAAGGUUUGGCGAAAUGCAUGCAAGGUUGUGGUGGGAAGAGAAUCGAGCCAGGAUACAAGAACAGUAUUUAUAAUUUUAGCAAACUGAUGGGAUUGGUGUUCAGAAAUUGUGUUGAGUCCUUACAACUGAUAUAGUUCAAUAUGGAGAAUGGAGACCUUACUGGCAAAGCUAGUCUCGGACUGCACAUGGGGACUCUUAGUCUAGUUAAAGUAUAUCUUCCUUGAUUCUUUUCUCGUUGGUUAUAUUUCCUUUAAACUUGAGGUGGA